This is a messenger RNA of Sclerotinia borealis F-4128, 3435 nucleotides long. Lineage: Eukaryota; Fungi; Ascomycota; Leotiomycetes; Helotiales; Sclerotiniaceae. The record is from the annotation of a GenBank genome assembly.
AUGCCAAACUUCGAGUUUGAUUCAAAAGACGACGACCUUCCGAAUUUACGAUCGCCAAACGAACGAGAAAAGCGCAAUUUUUAUACCACAUCUGAACACAAGGAAAGCAAGAUGCCAGGCAAAGUUUCUAGCAGGAGCUCGAGGACAUCGGGUUCAGGGGCUCGCAAGUCAUCCACGGCGGAACCAAGUAGUCGCCGAUCUGCUGCUGCCAAAGUUUCAGCACCUUUUGUUGAAAUUCCAGAAGAGACACCAGAGAACGAAUUGCGAACGCAAAUAUCAUCCAUAUUUCGGGAUUCGCAAAGAAAUACCGCAUCACACAGAAAAUUGGUUGUUAAUCUGCGCAAGAUACAGGAGGCGUGUUGCUAUGAGCCUACCAGCAAGAAGAAUAAGACUGGCGCGGAGGAUUUUGAUGAGGGGGAAUUUACAUAUGAAUUCACAAGAUGCGUCCUAAGAGUGAUGCCAAUUAAGAAGAGUGAGAGCGUUGGAGAGAAGGCGAUUCGAUUCAUUGGACUAUUCUUGAGACAUGCCAAUAAGAAGGACAAUGAAAUGACCCCAGCAAAUGAAGAGGAGGAUGGAGUCUUGGUCGAAACACCAAGUACGAGACUAACGAGUCACCUCAUGUCGACUAUAUUACCACUUUUGACGGCCAAAGAGAAGUUCGUACGAUUUAGAUCUACACAGCUGAUCUCCCAUGUCAUAAAUUCUCUCGACUCAAUUGAUAACGAUCUCUUUCAGCAACUCCGACAUGGACUCUUGCGCAGAAUUCACGAUAAAGAGGCGAUGGUGAGAGUACAGGUCGUUCUGGGCCUUGGCAGAUUAGCUGGGAAUGAAGCAGAAGGGGAUGCGGAUGAAAGUGACGAUGAAUCGUCGGGAGGCUUGCUUGUAAAAUUAUUAGCGGUUUUGCAAAAUGACCCCAGUGCCGACGUACGAAGGUCUCUUUUGAUCAAUCUGCCAAUAUUACCCAAUACGCUUCCUUACCUGCUAGAAAGAGCUAGAGAUCAAGAUCCUGCGACUCGUCGGGCACUCUAUUCUCGACUUUUACCAGCACUUGGAGAUUUCCGACAUUUGUCGCUGUCGAUGCGCGAAAAAUUACUACGAUGGGGUCUUCGUGAUCGAGACGAAAACGUUCGCAAAGCAGCGGGCAGGCUUUUCCGAGAACGCUGGAUUGAGGAUUGUAUGGCAUCAGCCGCAGUCGAGACUGCGGAAGGUGAGGCUGUCGAAGAAAGUAAGGUGCCAAACAUGGAAGCGCUAUUGGAGCUUCUUGAAAGAAUCGACGUUGUUAAUUCUGGAGUCGAAAACGGGGUUGCGCUAGAAGCGAUGAAAGGCUUUUGGGAAGGACGACCCGAUUUCCGAGAUGCUGUCACAUUUGAUGAUCACUUCUGGGACACUUUAUCGGCCGAAGCUGUGUUUAUGGCUAGAAGUUUCAAUGACUUUUGCCGGAACAAUGGCAAUAGCAAGUAUGAGGAUUUGAUCGAGGAGAAAAUGCCCGAGGUUACGAAACUCGCGUUUUACCUUCAGAGGUAUACCGCAGUUUUGGUAGAGGCUUUAAAGAGUAUUGCGACACAGGAGAUUACAGAGGAUGUGGCCGAAGAAGAAGACACGGUAGAGCAAGAAUUUAUUGUCGAACAACUACUCCACAUUGCUCGAACCUUAGAUUAUUCAGAUGAAGUUGGACGAAGGAAAAUGUUCACGCUUCUAAGACAACACUUGGCGAUUCCUGAUCUACCCGAGGAAGUCACUAAAUUAACCGUGGAAGUCCUUAGGGGGAUUUGUGCCGCAACUCCCGCAGGUGAAAGGGAAUUCUGUAGUAUUGUUCUGGAGGCUGUUGCCGAUGUUCACGAUACGGUCAUGGAUGAACAGGACUUCGAAGAUGCGGAAGAAAGCUUCCAUUCUACAAGGUCUGAAGUUAGUGACGAUGACAAACCUGCUAGACGUGGUAAGAAAAAGGCUCCGAUGACAGAGGAAGAAGAGCAAGAAAAGGCGGUCCAUGAGAUUAUGGUCAACAUGAAAUGCUUACAAAUUGUGCAAUGUAUGCUUGAGAAUGUUGAAGGAAGUCUCAAGGAGAACACGGAUCUUGUAGCUAUGCUAAACAACCUUGUCGUACCAGCUGUGCGCAGCCACGAAGCACCUGUCCGAGAACGCGGUCUACUCUGUAUUGGUCUCUGUUCGCUUCUUGACAAGUCUUUGGCCGAGGAGAAUCUCGCCCUUUUCAUACACUUCUUCAGCAAAGGCCACUCCGCUCUUCAAAUUACUGCCCUGCAGAUCUUGACCGAUAUGCUCAAUCAGCAUGGCGCUCAACUCCUGGAAUCGAAUCCUACUAUUUUGACAAAGGUCUAUCUAAAGGCUUUGAAAUCGGGAGCCAAAGAUCCCGAGGUCCAGGCAGCAGCUACCGUCGCCGUUUCCAAGCUUCUGCUAGGGCGUGUAAUUACAGAUGCCUCUCCCGCGAUCGAUGAUCUUUUGAAGACAUUGGUCGUUCUUUACUUUGAUCCAAGCACAGCUCACAACCAAGGUGUCCGUCAGACACUGACUUAUUUCCUACCAGUCUACUGUUAUAGCAGAGCGGAAAACCAAGACCGAAUGCGCGGUGUGGCACUAGAUGCAAUGCACAAAUUAUUCGAAACACAAGAUGAUGACGAAGAUGCUGAGGCUGAAAUGGUUGGCCUUGGAACAAUCGGUGCGCAUUUGGUUGAUUGGACUGAUCCUAGAAAAUGCUACGUUCCUGGAAAUCAACUCACGUUGUCUGAUGAGGCGGCGAAAAAGGCAGUCAAUGGAGAUGUUCAUCUUGACUUUGCUAUGGAUAUUUUGGAGAGGUUAAAUUCUUCUAUGAGACUGGAAGAAAAGAAAACUCUCACACCUCUUCUCGCCAAACUUCACAUUUCGCCCGCUUCAUCCGAGGAUAAGCUUCGCGCCACAUACGAGGAGAUUAGCGAGGCCGUCGAAAACAAAAAGCUAGGACUAGAUGCGACUGGUAGAAAUGCCUUGUUCAAGAUACAUGUUACCCUUGGUAAAAUUGUAAAUGCUCUCGCGGAAAAAGAUGUGAGAGAGGAAAGUGUAUUGCAAGGAAGUGUGAUGAGAGAAAGUGUGUUGGGAGAAAGUGUAAGGGGCGAGAGUGCCCCACUUGAUGCUAGUGUAGGAAGCAAUGGAAGUAGAGCUGGGAGUCUUGGUGUCCAAAAGACCCGAGGUCCGGAAGUGAUAAUGAAGAAUCCAAUCAAAGUGGAAAGCAUAGAAGAGAAUGAAAAAGAAAAAGUAAAAGAUGAAGCAGAAGCAAAAGCAGAAGCAGAAGCAGAAGACGAAAGCGAAGGAACGAUUGUUGCAGACCAAGAGGGAACGAUUGUUCCCACCAACGAGGAGGAAUCGUUAUUGGAACAGCAAUUGCAGGAUAGUUUAGUCGAUAGUCUGCUGGAUGAUGAUGGGGAUAUAGAGAUGGGGAUGUAG